GGACCUGACACUCACCUGUGUUCAGGACUCUUCUCCUCCGCUCUUCCUCCCCUCCUCCUCCUCUCCUCUCAGCAUACCCGCUCUAGCUGACUUCUGGUUUCCCACUUUGAUUUGAUUCUUCUGAAGAUGUUUCACCUUGUAUUGAAUGUAGGUUUCUGCUAAGAGGCUUUACCCUGCACCCUAUUCCCUAUAUAGUGCACUACUUUUGCUGUGCUUGGCCAGCCUGUGUUUUAACCUGUCCUCGAAACCUUCCGCCAGGAGGAGACAGUCGGGUGGAAGAGGACAAGAAAGUGGGGAUGGAUUAUUCCCUAUUAAUAUGAGAUUGUAACGGUUGAUUGAUUGAAUGAAUGUAUUUGGGGGUGGCAGGUGGCCUAGCGGUUAAGAGCAUUGGACCAGUAACCAAAAAGUUGUUGGUUUGAAUCCCUGAGAUGACUAGGUGACAAAUCUGCCGAUGUGCCCUUGAGCAAGUCACUUAACCCUAAUUGCUCCUGUAAAACGCUCUGGAUAAGAGCAUCUGCUAAAUGACUCACAUGUCAAAUGUAAACUGUUGAAAGCUGCUGCAGUUGGAAGGAACCAACAUUAAAGGCUGGUCUGAUUAUAUACUUUAUUAUUGCAUUGUGAAAGUGAUAGAGAAGUUGAGGAAUCUCUGGAUACUGAACUGUUGACCUCUGCAUGGAGGAAGACCGGUGUAAAUGCACUUCUGACAGUGGGUGAGCAGAGGAGAGCAGUGCUUGGAAGUAGCAUUGCAGCGUCCCUGUGAGCCUCAAGCCGACAGCUGCAACCAAGUUGCUGUUUACAUCCCCCGCAUAUUUAGAGAGAGAGCGAGAGAGAUAGAGAGAGAGAGAGAGAAAAAAACAACUUUUAGUCAGGUUUGUUAUAUUUGGCUAUGUGGGGGAGUGAAGUCAAGCGUGCACCUGACACUUUCUUGGAGUGCUCAUAGCGCGCUGUAGCAUUGCCAAAACAAUGAUGUGAUAUAACGUGAUACCAUGGGAAAAUAAAGGAAACGCACCAGAGAUUCCACAGACAGGAGUGAAAUUUAACGGACCCAAUAACCGUCACAGCUCGCGCCACCGGAGACCGGAUGGAAUACAAACGGAAUAGUCAACGAGUGACUCACCUUUUAUACAGUCCGUUAUUUAUGGUGAGCGUGCGAUCUGCUGUGCGCACAGCUCGCCAACACGUCAGAUAACGGUCACCUUGUAGUCGCCUGUAAAUGAAGAAGAUCUUAAAUGAGUCUGCUGAACUAACGUCGUUGAACUAACGUGGACCCAAGAUGAAUUAUGAGUUUGGGAUAUCGACUAUGUGGGACUAGAGAUGUGACCUCUUUAUUUUUCCGAAGUCAUGACAGUUAUUAAGUAACCUAACGGAACAUUCGACUAAUCUCUCAAGAUGGCCCUCAGUCCCGUCCUUCUCUUUCUCCUCUCUCUGAUUGGCUGCGGACACUCCCAGGAUGACAUCAUCGACCCCGGCCUGGCCCCUCCCCCUCCUCUGGGUUGCGGUGUGAACGUGGACCCCUUCUACAGGACGUUGUGUGACCUGGAGUCUGUGUGGGGGGUGGUGUUGGAGGCCGUGGCCUGUGGUGGAGCCAUCACCUCCCUGGUCCUCUCUGUGGUUCUCCUAGCCAAGCGCCACUCCAUCCUUGACCCAGAUCGGCGCUCCGGCCUGGGUCCUCUUCUCCUCCUGCUGGCCUCCCUCUUGGUUCUCUUCUCUCUGUCCCUGGUCUUCCUGGUGGGGCGUAACGAGGCCCUGUGUGUGGUCCGCCGGGUCCUCUGGGGCCCCCUGUUCGCCCUGUGCUUCUCCUGCCUCCUGGCCCAGGCGGUGCGGUUGAAGAGGCUGGUGUCUGGAAAGUCUAGCCCCAAAGGGAGCUCCCUGGCUGGGCUUGGCAUGGCCCUGGCCCUGGUCCAGGGGAUCAUCUCUGGAGAGUGGCUGCUGCUGACAGUGGUGAGGGAGGGCCACGGGGCCUGCGACUACCCACCGGUAGACUUUGCCCUGGUUUGCAGCUACGCCCUGGGGCUGCUCCUGACGGCGCUGUGCCUCUCCCUGGCUGUGGUGCUGUGUGGAGGGGAAGGGGGAGGGGACGAGGCAGAGGAGGGGAGUGACGGAGGGUGCGAGCGGCGUUGGAAGUGCAAUGCCGUAUGGCUCUUCCUGUCCUGCCUGGCGUCCCUGUUGCUAUGGGUCUCCUGGCUUGUGCUCUAUCUCUAUGGCGACGCAGCGUUGAGGGGGGCGCGGUUGGGUGGCGGGGAAGGGCGGCAACCGGACUGGGAUGAGCCGGUGUUGGCGGUUGCCUUGGUGGCGCAAGGUUGGAUCCUCCUGUUAUUUCACGCUAUCCCAGAAGCCCACCUGUGUCUGAGGGACCCGCCGGUCCCCAACCAGCAGGACUACUUUCACACCAGCCAGCCCCUGCAGCCCUGCUUCCAACAGGAGGUGCCAUUACCCACACACACCCUCACACACAGGCCCUGCGCAGAUAACCAGACCUACUCUAUCGAGGAACACAGCGCAGCACUGAGAGGUGGGUCGUACCAUAACGGACAUGGGGGGAUGCGUCCUGGGAUCCCCUUCAGAGGCCACAUGUACCAGCCCACUGAGAUGGCCCUGGUGAUGAACGGAGGAACGAUGCCUACCGCUCCGGUGAAUUACACAGGGAGACAGCUGUGGUGAGAGGAGAACCUUGGAACCGGUCUCCACGGCAACACGGCAUAUUAUGGUGCCGGAAUGCUCCGGAAUGUUUCCAAUGUCACUCAUAAUCCCAUCAAUGCCUCUACCUCACCUCACCAUUGACUGUACAAAGCACUGCAACAAGGAAUUUACCCCUGGCCACAGAUCUAGGAUCAGCUCACACUAACUUUUUUAUACACUUUUCUCAUUGAGAGGAAAAGGGAAAAACUGAUUAGAGAUCAGUGCUCACAAGAAAUGUCAUUCCAGGCUUGACUGCAGGAGAUACAGAGAAGGGUAACAAAGACAUUGCCUCCCCCGUCUUAACCCAUGCAGACUGGAAUAUAUCCCCAAUGAUGAUGAUGAACGUCAAGCUCGCUCAGUGAACAGUUAUCGGCUGAUCCCAAAUGGCACCGGCUCUGGUCAAAAGUAGUGCACUACAUAGGAAUAGAGUUCCAUUUGGGAUACAGGCACUACAUAGGAAUAGAGUUCCAUUUGGGAUACAGGCACUACAUAGGAAUAGAGUUCCAUUUGGGAUACAGGCACUACAUAGGAAUAGAGUUCCAUUUGGGAUACAGACACUACAUAGGAAUAGAGUUCCAUUUGGGAUACAGGCACUACAUAGGAAUAGAGUUCCAUUUGGGAUACAGGCACUACAUAGGAAUAGAGUUCCAUUUGGGAUACAGGCACUACAUAGGAAUAGAGUUCCAUUUGGGAUACAGGCACUACAUAGGAAUAGAGUUCCAUUUGGGAUACAGGCACUACAUAGGAAUAGAGUUCCAUUUGGGAUACAGGCACUACAUAGGAAUAGAGUUCCAUUUGGGAUACAGGCACUACAUAGGAAUAGAGUUCCAUUUGGGAUACAGGCACUACAUAGGAAUAGAGUUCCAUUUGGGAUACAGGCACUACAUAGGAAUAGAGUUCCAUUUGGGAUACAGGCACUACAUAGGAAUAGAGUUCCAUUUGGGAUACAGGCACUACAUAGGAAUAGAGUUCCAUUUGGGAUACAGGCACUACAUAGGAAUAGAGUUCCAUUUGGGAUACAGGCACUACAUAGGAAUAGAGUUCCAUUUGGGAUACAGGCACUACAUAGGAAUAGAGUUCCAUUUGGGAUACAGGGAUACAGACUUCUGUUUUUCUGUUAAAUAUUUUUAGCUUUUCUGUUUUGUUGUUUUAAAAAGGGGGGGGGGCUAUAUGACACACCAGGUACAGGAGAACAGUGGUCACGUCCCAAAUAGAACUCUAUUGCCUAUAAAGUGCACUACUGUUGGCCAGAGCCGUAUGGUUCUGGUUCUGGUUGAAGCACUGCAUUAUAAGGAAUAGGGCUCCAUUCUGGAGGCAUUCAGUAUGUAUGUAAAUUCCAUCCAUCCACCGUGCUCACUAACCUCGCCUGCCCACUCAUGUUCUCUACAGACUCUGUGUGACGAGUCUCAAAUGGCAUUCUAUUUCCUAUUUAGUGCGCUAAUUUGGACCAGGAUCCAAAGGGUUCUAAAGUAGUGCGCUAUGUGGGGGAUGGGGUGCCAUUUGGGAUGCGGAACACUAAGAGUUGCUCCUAUUGAUGAUGCUUAUGACUCUAUUAGAUGUGUUGGGACACGUAAACAAGUGUUUUUAAUAAGACUCUCAGCUUUGUGUUCGGUCCACCAGAGUUGUUGUGAUCAAGCACUUUAUUAUUAAGCUAAUCUCUGCUGUCACUAUUUGGGAUAUAACGUUCGUGUGGCAUAUUUCUAUGGUGAAUGUUAUGAUGGUGAAAUUGAAUUUAUUAUUGGUGUCACAGACGAGUACUGUAUUUUUUUGGUGUGGUUCUAUGAUAUCAGUCUUUUGUUAUUGGGUUGUUGCAACACAUUUUGAGAGUUUUUAACAGGGAGGGCAAUAUCAGUAUGAUUAUAUGGCAGAAUAUACAGUAUAUGAAUUAAUGGUAGGAUCUGCACCUCAUACUAACGUUAUAUAUUUCAGAGACUUCUUCUUUGCUCUUUGUGUGUUUUAUCUCCCAACACCUGAACAGUGAGACACCCCCUUGUCCUUGAUUGGACUAAUCUGCUGCCUCUUAAUCCCUAUGGUGCUCUAACUUUAGAAUUACCCAUUUAGGGAAACUGAUAGGGGGAUUGGUAUUAGUGGCUUUACUGUGACCAGUCGUGUACUCCUGUAUAAGGCUAUUAUAUUAUCAUCCUAUGUCCUGAUACAGAGGAGGGCUUGGUUGCAUGUCUCUUAAACACAAUUCUCACACAAAACUCAAUGAAAUAAAAUAUAGAUUAUAGAUUAA
Molecule: messenger RNA, 4915 nt
Organism: Oncorhynchus nerka (sockeye salmon)
Lineage: Eukaryota; Metazoa; Chordata; Actinopteri; Salmoniformes; Salmonidae
Product: G-protein coupled receptor family C group 5 member B-like
Exons: 4
Coding region: 1390-2661 (423 amino acids)
Biological process (GO): G protein-coupled receptor signaling pathway
Cellular component (GO): signaling receptor complex; intracellular membrane-bounded organelle; extracellular exosome
Molecular function (GO): protein kinase activator activity; G protein-coupled receptor activity; protein kinase binding
Source: RefSeq, a predicted model, not a curated record